AAGUUCUUGCGUUAUCAUCGUUCGCACAUUUAAAAAACACUGAUGGGAGGGAUAUGAAGUUAGGGCAAAUUACACAUGAUGACAUACCGAAAACAGGCUACUGUUCAAUAUAAUCCUUUUCCGUUGGCAUUCCUCUCAGUUUUGAAGGUGCUACUGUAGGCUGCUUAAAUAGAUAGCAUACUGCACAAUCCAAUGUGUUAUUGAGCUGUAAGCUAAACUAAAUUACUGAACUGUGAUGAAACACACUGUUUUAAACCAUCCUGAACAUUCCAGGAGUGAUGCUGACCUAGAAUUGAUGUUUGGGACUUCUCUACAUCAUGAAAUGGGCGGCCCAUCUCCCCUCCCAUGAGUCAUCCACUAUCUCCUUCCCCUCUGUCUCUCUCUCGCCCUCCCCCUUUGUAUCUCUCAGCCUCCAUCCCCUCCCCCUUCCUGAUUUUCACUGAAUUCACGAGCGGAGAUGCUCGCCACUGAUCCUCCUUCGUGCAUCAGGCGCAGGCACGCAGACAGGAACGCUCUCCUGCCGUCUCUUUCUCGGAUCAGUGGAUUACUGACAGCGCUAGGCGUGCCACCAGCUUUGGGUUGAUGGACGUGGGCUCUCAGAUCUCUCUUCUACCAUCACUUCCUCUUCUUAUUUCUUAAAUUCUUGCCAUUUUAGGGGGAGUUUUUUCAUGUUUUGAGGACAGUUAAAUCAGAUCAAUCAAGAUUUUUUUUUUUUGCAAUGUGGUCAAAAGACUGACUUGCCAACUGCUCAGUCACUCUCUUCUCUCCAAGUCCACUUUCACUUCUGUUGUGGUUGUUGGUAGCGCCAGCAUGAUUUUCUCUAUGGCUGCUUUUCUGGGUGCCACCCUGGGGACGGCUUCGGGGAUCCUCACCCUCUGUGGGCUCUCGCUCCUCUGCAAGUCCUGCAAGAAGGGGAAACUGGAGAGUGCAGAUGGUGCUGACCCUGAAAAGGCCAAACCCAGUGUUCUGCACUCCCUACAGCAGUUCAGAGUGGAAAAAUCCACAGAACCGAUUCAGCCGAGAACCCUGCUGAAUUUCCCAAACAUCUUCAAACCUAAGCCAUCAGUGACAUCUCCUGAAGUCAUUAACUGUGCUGACCCUGGAAAAACAAACGCAACGCCACCGAAGGAAACUGCCAAAGAGUCUGACUCUUGUAACCAAGCAACGGGUGGACCAGAGGAAGUCUUUGCCAUCCCCAGAGAGGAUUCCACAGAUGACACACCCUGUGACACUGAGCUGACCAAUGGGAUGACAACAAGUAGCUCUAGCAUCCAUCCAAAGCUACACUUUUCUCUCACCUAUAACAUGCAACACAAAGAACUGCAUGUCACAGUCAUAGAAGCGGAGCAUGUGACUGCGGAGGCAGGGUGUGAGGGCUACAUCUCAGGCCUGCUGACCACGGACGGGAGGGAGAGGCAGGCUCAGACCUCCGUGCGCCGCCUCACAGGUCACGUUCAGUGGGGAGAGGACCUGGUCUUCCCCCUGCCGGAUGGGUACAAGAUGGAGGGCGAGGUGGCCCUGUCACUCCACAGCUGUGACCGCUUCUCCCGCAACACCAACCUGGGUGCCAUGAGGUUCAAACUGGCGGACGUGGGCAUGAUGUCAGACGCAGACUGUUGGGUUGACCUUCAACCUCCAAAGCAGCCGCAGGUGACCUCAUCUGCUGGUGAAAUUCUUCUGUCAAUCAGCUACCUGCCUGCUGCUAACAGGCUGGGUGUUGUGGUCAUGAAGGCGAAGGGGCUUCAAUCUGACAGACUGAAAAACACCAUAGACCUCUCUGUGAAGCUCGCCCUGAAGCACCAGUCCACCAAGCUGAAGAAGAAGCAGACACGGCGAGUCAAGCACAAGAUCAACCCUGUCUGGAAUGAGAUGAUGAUGCUGGAGGUUCCCCGUGAGAUGUUGUCCAAGUCCAGUUUGGACCUGGAGGUGCUGAACCAGGCUGGGCCGGGGAAACUGGAGCCCCUUGGGCACUGCCAGCUGGGUCUUCAGGCUUCUGGUACGGGCCUUCAGCACUGGCAAGAGAUGUUAGACAACCCCCGCAAGCAGAUCGCUAUGUGGCAUCCUCUCUUUGCCUGAGGCCUUCCCUCACACUCUCCCAACCCAUCCGUCCUAAUGUGUCUGCUGAGCCACACACUUACAGGCCUGAGUAAGCUCAUGUGUUCCCUUGGUUUGUGUUUGUGGGUCUCUUUCACUUGGGUUCUCAUUUUUGCACACAUGGAUCAAGUAUGGACCCGAGUAUACACACUGAUACCUGAUUCAGGGUGUCAUAUUUUUGUGACAUUUGCUCUGUGUUUUUAUUCCACAUGAGAUUCUUUCUGAUCAUCACUCUCAGAGAUAACUGGUCAUCUCGGCUAGUGAUUAGUUGGGAGGCAAAAGUAAGUCAUGGCUACACAAUCCUGCUUUGAGUGUAGAGAACUGACAACGGUCCUUAUGUCAGUGUUAUGUCAGUUAUUUUCCACAAACUUUAUUUUAUCUGAGCAGUAUCAAUCAUGUUUUGAUUUGGCAUUUCGAUCAUAGGUGUUAUAAAACCUAUUAAGCUACUGUAGAUAUGGCUGUUCAAUCCAUUUAAAAAAGGUUGUCAGAAAACAAAUACUUCCAGUUUCAGUGAUUAAAACUGAAGAACUAAAGAUAAUUUAUGAUAUAUAACGUUCUGACAAAGACCAAAUUAGCCUCUAGAAACGAAGACCAGUUUAGACCCUAGAAACAGGUUACACUAGGUGGUAUAAUGAAGAGAUGGCUGAUAUCUUAUUCUUCUCCAGCCAUCAAUCCUCUUCAAGGUAAAGUGCUUGCUUGGGCAUCUGCCAAGCAAUUGCACAAAUGCUUUACACCAAGAUCAAUCCUAGCCUCCUGGCAUUAGAAAAUCACUACCCAUUGUCAAAUCUGUCAACUUGGACACAAAUCACAUACAACACAAUGUUUUGUGUUGAACUCAGAUACUCUCAAUAACAAGAGCAGUUUUGUAAGGUACAUUUCACAACGUAUGAACAAGGUAACCACACCCGGUCUUCUGUGGCUCCCAACUUACUUACGUACGUAUUUAUCAUUUAGCAAACAGUACAAGAGUUUUGGAUAAUAAAUGGUGGUCAGUCAAGUCCAAAAGACUUUCUUGUCUAAACAGUCUGGUCUGUAGGUGCCUGUGACUCCAGGAUUAGUUCUGUAAACAGCAAGUUGCCUGAGUUUUCUUGAAUAUUCCCUACCAAGGGUUCCUCUUCUAUAGAAUGGACUAGCUGGUUUCCUCUACACACUCCAGUGAUGUAAAAAGUAAAAAGCCCCAUCAGAUUCACCCGGCAUACUAAAGCAACCAUGCUGAACACCAGAGGACAUCAGAUUUCAAUUGUUUACAGUCAAAGAUUUACACUUGCUCAAUGUGUGUUCAGCUUCCUCUUAACUCUUCGUGAUGUGAUGUGUCCACAUGCCCUUAUUGAACACAUACAGAGAGCCAAUUAGCUGUAUUUCGGCAUGAUAUGUCAAUGCACUAUUUAGCCAGCUUCAAGGGCCUAAAAGUUAUGAUGUGUUCUAGUGCUUUUUAUGUUGUGUACAUAAUAAAAGCGACAUUGUUGAGUGAGGAACACACUUCAGGGUAUUGCUUGGGCUUUUAAGACAAAUCAUGGGGUUGUCACGUCAGUGUCUAAACCUUACUUACCAAACCUUCCCAGAGAUUAAUUGUGUUUCCUCAAAGUCAUUUUUUAUGUUCUCUGGCUACUGUUCAAUCAGAAUGUGAUGUGAAGUGUAAAUGAGACACUGCUCUAGUGUGUCUGGGCACGGCUCAGCAGAAGUGCCUGCUGGUUUAGCCCAAGCUGCUUAAACAAUCCUGUUACGCUCUGUACUGCGCUUGAAGGCAACAUUUACAAUCUCUUUCUAAGAAGAUAUCUUACCAACAAGUGUUAUUCAGCCUUUUGUUGAAGGCUUUGAUGCCAGUAUGUGAAAAGGUUGAAUAAUUUCUCACAGGAGUAAUUUUAUAAUGUACUGUUUGACACUUUAAAAUAUAGUAGCAAUAUGUGUAGAGGCAGCAGUGUUCUUAUUUUUCCUAAUCUCACAGUAGUAGUUUAGGGGCUUAUAUGUGCCACAAUAUAAUAAAAUCAUAUCAGCUAUAUGUA
Clupea harengus (Atlantic herring) is the source of this 4097-nucleotide messenger RNA. RefSeq names its product synaptotagmin XIII (gene syt13). The record is from RefSeq and is a predicted model, not a curated record. Gene Ontology annotation, cellular component: synaptic vesicle membrane; axon; exocytic vesicle. Gene Ontology annotation, molecular function: clathrin binding; calcium ion binding; phosphatidylserine binding. Lineage: Eukaryota; Metazoa; Chordata; Actinopteri; Clupeiformes; Clupeidae. Gene Ontology annotation, biological process: synaptic vesicle endocytosis; calcium ion-regulated exocytosis of neurotransmitter.